UAUUCCGCUCGCCCCGCUCGCCGCUCCGCCGGGACCCGCGCCGCGCCAGUGACUCGGGGAGUCGGCCCCCGCCUCCUCCUCUGCCCGGGCCUAGAACCACCCCCAAUCCGAGAGGCCGGAGACGGAGCGGGAGCGGCUGCAGCAUCCCGGCCCAGCUUCCUCCACCAUCCCUCCCCUCCCCGCUGGACAUCUGGACCACCCUGGGCCCCGCACCGGCUCCGGAAACCCUCCCCGCCCAGUUCGGCGGCUGGGCCCCGCGCCGCCCUCUCUGCAGAGCCCCCAGCCCUCUUCCAGACCAGACUUCCGCCUACCCCUGGACCCCCGCUCUCUGUUCCCUCCCUCCCCCCCUCCCCCAGCCUGGAGCGGGGUAGGAGGGAGGGGGGGUGUGCACCCUGCGCCGUCCCCGCCCCCCGUGAUUCCCCCUGCAUGGCCGACCCGGGUGGGAGGUGCGGGGGGGCCCGGGCGCCAUGCGGGGGGGGCAGAAAGAGGGUCGCUGUGCCUGUCCCCAUGUGAUCCGAAAAGUGCUGGCAAAAUGCGGCUGCUGCUUCGCUCGGGGGGGACGUGAGUCCUACUCUAUUGCUGGCAGUGAGGGGAGUAUCUCGGCUUCGGCUGCUUCGGGUCUGGCGGCCCCCUCUGGCCCCAGCUCUGGUCUCAGCUCUGGCCCCUGUUCCCCGGGCCCCCCACGGCCAGCCAGUGGCCUGAGAAGAUGGUUGGAUCAUUCCAAACACUGUCUCAGUGUGGAGACUGAGGCAGACAGUGGCCGGGCUGGACCAUAUGAGAACUGGAUGCUGGAACCAGCCCUAGCCGCAGGAGAGGAGCUGCCAGAACUGAACCUGCUGACCACAUUGUUGGGGGGCCCCGGGGAUAAGACACAGCCCCCUGAAGAGGAGACUUUGUCCCAAGCCCCUGAGAGUGAAGAGGAGCAGCAGAAGAAGGCUCUGGAAAGGAGUAUGUAUGUCCUCAGUGAACUGGUAGAGACAGAGAAAAUGUACGUGGACGACUUGGGGCAGAUUGUGGAGGGCUACAUGGCCACCAUGGCUGCUCAGGGGGUUCCCGAGAAUCUUCGCGGUCGUGACAGGAUUGUGUUUGGGAACAUCCAGCAAAUUUAUGAGUGGCAUCGAGACUAUUUCCUGCGGGAGUUGCAGCGCUGUUUGAAGGAUCCUGAUUGGCUGGCUCAGCUAUUUAUCAAACACGAGCGUCGGCUGCAUAUGUACGUGGUGUACUGUCAGAAUAAGCCCAAAUCAGAGCAUGUGGUAUCAGAAUUUGGGGACAGCUAUUUUGAGGAGCUCCGGCAGCAGCUGGGGCACCGCCUGCAGCUCAACGACCUCCUCAUCAAACCAGUGCAGAGGAUCAUGAAAUACCAGCUGCUGCUCAAGGAUUUUCUCAAGUAUUAUAGGAGAGCUGGGAUGGAUACUGAAGAGCUGGAGCAAGCGGUGGAGGUCAUGUGCUUCGUCCCCAAGCGCUGCAAUGACAUGAUGACCCUGGGGAGACUUCGGGGGUUUGAGGGCAAACUGACUGCUCAGGGAAAGCUCUUGGGCCAGGACACAUUCUGGGUCACGGAGCCGGAGGCUGGGGGGCUGCUCUCUUCCCGGGGCCGAGAGAGGCGUGUCUUUCUCUUCGAGCAGAUCAUCAUCUUCAGCGAGGCCCUGGGAGGGGGAGUACGAGGUGGAGUGCAGCCUGGUUAUGUGUACAAGAGCAGCAUCAAGGUGAGCUGCCUGGGACUGGAGGUGAACCUCCAAGGUGACCCUUGCCGGUUUGCACUGACCUCCAGAGGGCCAGAGGGUGGGAUCCAGCGCUACGUCCUGCAGGCUGCGGACCCUGCGGUCAGUCAGGCCUGGAUCAAGCAAGUGGCUCAGAUCCUGGAAAGCCAGCGGGACUUUCUCAAUGCGCUGCAGUCGCCCAUUGAGUACCAGAGACGGGAGAGUCAGACCAACAGCCUGGGGCGGCCAGGAGGGCCUGGGGUGGGGAGCCCUGGGAGAAUUCGGCCUGGAGACCGGGCCCAGCUCCGCACACACACACCCAUCAAUGGCUCUCUCCCGUCCCUGCUGCUGUCGCCCCAAGGGGAGGUGGCCAGAGCCCCCCUGCGCCCGGACACGCAGGCCCCCAGUGCCGCCCCCCAGGCUCCUCAUGACCCUCCUCCAGUUCCACCAGUUCCGGACACCCCUCCCUGCCGAGCCAGACUCGCCAAGCUGGAUGAAGAUGAGCUGUAACUGGUGAAGGCCACGGGGGUGGUGCUGACUCAGCCACUCUGUUCCCCCAGGAACUUCAGGGCAAUCCUUCGGCACCGCUCCAGAAUUCCUCCCUCUUGGUGUGUCUGGAGGGUGGGCAAGGCUGGGAGUAGUGUCAACUUGGAGGAGGGCACCUAGAUUCAAAAAGACUUCUUUCUGCCCAAGGAACACAGGUUCCUUCAGCUCCCACCCCUAUGCAUGCAUCACAGGUCCCCCCAAAAGGAGGAUAUGUGG
Molecule: messenger RNA, 2462 nt
Organism: Dama dama (fallow deer)
Lineage: Eukaryota; Metazoa; Chordata; Mammalia; Artiodactyla; Cervidae
Gene: ARHGEF25
Product: Rho guanine nucleotide exchange factor 25
Exons: 15
Coding region: 468-2210 (580 amino acids)
Biological process (GO): axon guidance
Cellular component (GO): plasma membrane; cytoplasm
Molecular function (GO): guanyl-nucleotide exchange factor activity
Source: RefSeq, a predicted model, not a curated record